AUGUUUAUUUCUUUUUUAAGAGGUGGAGGUUGUGCAGCCACAAAAGUUCCAAAGAAUAAUAAAAGUAAUAAUAAACAAGAGAUGGAGAGAGGUCAAUAAAAAGUAUAGUUGACAAAUAAAGAAAAAAUGGCGAAAUUGAUAUAAUAACAUAGUGAGAUAAUUGCUAAAAAUGCAAUAAUAGCUCUGAGUGAGAAAAAGAAGCUUUAAUCUAGUUUUUAAUUCUUCUUAGAUAAUCAAUAAGAAUUAUGGGAAUUGAUAGUUAAUAAAGAUGAAGGAAAUUAAAUUUUAGAUGUUAUAUUAAUAAAUAUUAAACCUUUGCUUGAUGCUUUAUAGAUUUUGAUAAAAGGAUUUAUAGAACAUUCAGUUUAUUUAUCCUAAAUAAUCUCAUUAUUAUCAUGGAUAGUAUUUUGUUUCUACAUAAAUAUUGGAAAAACAGAUAGGUUUAUGCCUAAAAAAGAUCAACGUAAAUAUUUAGAUGCUAUUAAUUAAAUUAAAUCUGAAAUAGAUAUUGAAAAGAAUAUUGAUAAAUACUAAAAUAAUUUAGAAUAUGAUCUUUAUAUAAUAGAGUCAAUAUUUACGAUACUUCCUACAGAUGGUGAUGAAUUAUAAGAAAUAGCUAAGUAAUUUUUUGUUGGAGCAGCUACUUCAUUUUUAUCAUUUUCAAUAGAUCGUGAAUUUUUAGAGAGUUUAAAGAAUGGAGUAAUUUAUAUCUAUAAUGAACAUGAUAAAGCAUCAAGAAAGAAAAUAUUAAAGAUAAUAUUUGGUUUAUUAUAACUUAAAUAUGAAAUCGUAAGUAUAAUAUAAGGAACAUAUAAAAAUGAAUAAAAAGAUACUUAUGCUUAUUUAGAUCAAUUAAGUAAUGUCUAUAAAGAAAUAGUAAGUAAAUCAUCUGAUUGGUAAAUCUGGUGUACUUGGACUAAAGUAUUGUCAUAAUUGUUUUAAUAAAAAUUGAUUCUUCCUUCUUCGAAAAUAUAAUCUCUUAAAAUUUCAGAUUAACCAUUUAUACAUAAUAAUGCAAAUACAUGUUGGUUAAAUAUAGAUAGUAGAUUAAUUGAAAGUAAUGCUACAGCUAAAUUAUUAUUUGAAAAUAUUGCAGAAUUAUAAGAACUUGGUAGAUUGUAAUAUUCUAUUUUAUAUGGUUAUUAAUAAAUGCCAAGUUUUGAAUAUUUAUAUUCUUCUAAACUUACUUAAGCUAUCGAAAAAGAAAAUUAAGAUGCAUUUUCAUUUAAUUUAAGCACAGUAUCUAUUAUGUAGCAUAAUGCAUAAGAAAUUUAAAAAGCAUAAUAAUAAUUAUAAUAACAUAUUUAACUAUUAAGUAAAACUAAUAAGUCUAAAAUUUAAGAUAUAAAUAAUAAUUUAUCUAAAGCUAUUACUAAUACUAUUUAAUUAUUAGAAUUCAUUUAUUCACUUCAUGAAAUUGAGAAUCCUAAUGAAAAUGAAUUAGAAUCUCCUAAAUAAAUUAUCAGUAAAAAAGAUUAGCCAAAAUAACAACCACCUGAAGAAAUUUAAUAAGAAUCUGAUAAUAAAGAGAAAAGAUGGUUUGAAGAAAUUUAUAAAUUGAAAAAAAGUUAUAUCAAAACUUUUGUUUCCUUUUUUUUGAAAAAACUUAUAUAUUGUUAAAGAGAAAAUAAUUAAAUUGAUGUUAAAAUAAAAGAAGAAUUUUAAAGAGAUUUUUUAUUUAAAUAAGAAAUUUAUCAAGAUUCAAUUUUAUAAGAUAUUAAUUUUUAAUUGAAUAUUUUAUAAUUACUUAAAGAUGUAAAAGAUAAAAAAAAAAAAUAUAAAAAAAAAAGUACAAGAACUGAAUUUGAAAUUCUUGUUAAUAAAUUUGAAGAUGAUGCAUUUGAAUUAAUAAAUCUUUAAGAUUUAUAGACAAGUCUUAAAUAUAUUAGAAUUAGGAAUUCUAAAUAUCAGAUGAAUAAUGAUAAAGAUUAUUAUUAUGGAUUUAAAGAAGGAUAAAAUUUACUUUAAGGAGGAUCAGCAUUUUUAAGAUGGAAUUUAAGAUUACUAAUUAAGAUGAAAUAUUAUAUUUAGGAACUAGAUUAAUAUAAUGAAAAAUCACCAACUUUACAAACAGAUUAAAUAAUUAAUUCCUUAUAAAUAUUUUCAACUUAAUUAUCUUCAAUUAAAAGUAUUCAGAAAUGCAUUAAAUUUUUUUAUAGUAAAUUUGAAGCUUGUAUAAAAUUUAAAGUAAUAGGUAAUGGUUAGAGGAAACGUAAUGUUAUUUAUUAAAUUGCUAAAAAUAUUACUUUAAAAAAGUUUGAGACUCUCAAUAUGGUGUAUUAAAUACAUAAAGAAACAAUAAGAAAAGUAAAAAAUGAAGGUGUAAUAUAUAUAUGUUAAUCAAUGUUUUAAGCUAUUUAGAAUGAUCAUGAUAAGUUUUUAGAUGAUUUAAUUUAAAUUAAAAGAGCCAUUUAAAUGGUAAUUGAUAUUUUAAAGGCUAAUAAAAGCAAUAAAUAACUAGGAGAUGAAUUAGAAUUAUUUAAAGAUAAUAAUAAAAUUUAAGAAUAAAAUAUAGAUUAUCCAGAUAAUCAUGCUAAAUGGUUAAAAAAUAAAGAAAAAUUAUUUUAAAUAACUAGUUAUUAUUAAAACUAUUAAACAAGUUUUAAGAGUUGGUAAUAGAAGAAUUAAAAUUUAUAAUAAUCUAAUAUUUGGAAGGAUAUAGAAAAGAAAUAAAAAUUAAUAAAAGAUUAUAUAUAUAAGAUUGAGUUAGCUUAAUAAUAUAAAACAAUUUAAGAGGAUGAUGAUAAUGUUAAAAAAGAAUUAUAUGGUUAAGUAAAUUAACAUUUUCUAGAGUUAUUAUCAUUAAAUAUUUAAAAUGAAAAAGGCAUAUAAGAAAUAGAAGGAAAUGGAAAUAAUAAAAUUGAUGAAACGACUAAGUUUUUUGAAGAAUUAUUUGAGAAAAUAAAAGAGAUUGAACAUUAGGUAUAAAUUUAAUUUGAUAAUUUGAAAUUCAUUAAUUAAUAAUAGGGAAUAUUUUAUGGUUUAAUUAAUAAUUCAUAAUUAUUAAAAAGAGCAAAUUCUUAAUUUUAGAAAAAAAUAGAUUAAAAUGAAGAAAAAAUAAAAGAAUUGAUAGGAAUAUAUGAAGAAAAGUUACCGAAUGAAAUAUAUGAUUUUGGUAAAUUAAAAGAUAUAUUUAAUAAUUAUAAAUUAGUUUUGAAUGCAAAUUUAAAAUCAGAAAUAUUUUUUAUAUUAACUUAGAUAUGGAAAAAGGAAGAUGUAACAUCAGAUCCAAAUUAUUAUGAUUAAUUUAAAGAAGCAGCAAGUGAUUUAAUAAAUUAAAAUAAAUGGAGAAUAAGAUAAUCAUGUAUAUUUGAAAUGUUAUAAUUUAAAACAAGUUGUUUAACAUAAGCAACAUCUGAUUUAGCUCGUGGUUUAAUAGUUAAAUUUCAAAUAUAUGAGACAGAUAGAAGAAAUAAAUAAUUAUUAGAUGAUUAAGAUUAAAAUUAAGUUACUAAUAUGUUUUAAUAAUAUUGGGCAUCAUAAGAAGAAGAUGUCUAAAGUAAAAUAAAAUAAAAAUUAGAAGAAUUAAAUGAUAUAGCAUAUAAAAUAACAAUAGAAACUAAAUAAUAUGAAAAAUUAAAAUUUAAAAAAAGGUAUGCAGAAUUAGAAAGGGAAAUUUAAGGAAUUGUGAAGAAUGCUGAAAGUUUAGGUAAUUCUUUAGGAACUAGUUUAUUGUUUUUUUAAGAUAUAAAAAGUGAUUUAGUGAAUAUUUAAUCUCAAUUAAAAAGUUUAUAAGGCUCAAUAGAUUAAAUUUAAAAGGAUAUUCAAUAAUUGUAAGGAAGAACAAUAAAAGAUUUACUUAUUAUAAGAAUGUAAAGAAUAUUAUAAUAAAGAAUCAUAUUAAAUUCUGAAAGUGUGUAUAUACCAAUUAAAACUAAGGAAAAAUAAGUAUCUGAAAAUUUAGAAGAUGAGGAAACUCCAUUAUAUACAGAUGAUUUAUUUAGUAAUGGAGAAAUUAAUGAAUUUAUAUGGAAAUAAUAGAAAUUGAGUUUGUUGAUUCAUGGAUAAGCAGGAUCUGGAAAAAGUACAGCUGCUAGAAAAAUAGAAGAAUUUUUAUGGCUUUUAUUUAAAAAGAAUAUGAAUAUAGCAGAAUCUAUUCCAAUAAUUCCUAUCUUUAUUUCCUUACCUUAAUUGAAAGAUCCUAUUUCUAUGGCAAUGGAAGAAACUUUGAAAUCAGAUAACUAUAGAUUUAAUGAUAAAUAAAUUAUUGAAUUUAAAGAAGCUGUUGAAUAAAAUUAAUUUAAAUUAGUUAUUAUUAUGGAUAGCUAUGAUGAAAUUAAAUCUGAAUUUACUAAUAGAAAUCUUAUUCUCUCUAAUAAAUUGUAUAAGUGGAGAUGUUAAUCAGAUAAUCUUAGAUUUCCUAAAAUUAUAACUACAUCAAGAUCUGAAAUGUUUGUAAAUACUGACUAUAGAUAAUGGUUCUUACCUGAAUCUGAAAAUCUUCAAUUCUAUAAAGAAAUUAGAUUAUUAAAUUUUACUAAUCAAUAAGUUAAUACAUAUAUUGAAUAUCAUGUUAUUUUGUCAGUCAAAAAAAUUAUAAAGGAUUUCUUUUUUAAUAAUAAAGAUAAUAAUGGAUUUUUUGCAUUUGAAGAAUUAUUUAAUGAAGUCAAUAAAGUUAUUAAUGAUUAAGAAUAAUAAUCUGAUUCUCAAGAUUAAAUAUUCUUAUUAUCAAAGAAUCAAAUUGAAAAAAUUCUAUCUCUAUGUGAAAGUUUUGCAAGUGGAGACAUAGCAUUAACAAUGUAAUAAUCCUUAGAAGAAAUUAAGUCUAAAGAAUUUUAUUUUAAAAAUAUUAAAUAAAUGGAUAUAACAUCCUUAUUAGAAACACCUUUCAUGAUUGAAAUUGUGGCAUCUGUUUUACCUUAAAUGAUUAAACAUAGAUAAGAAUUAAGUACUCUUAAAGAAUCAUUUCAUAAAAAACUAUUCUAAUAAUAAAAGUACAAUUAAGAAGAUGUAUAAAAAGAAUGGACAAAAAUAGUCAGUCAUGAGAAAUUUUUAGAGGAUUAUGUAAAAGAACCAAAUGAUAUUGAAAGGGAAAAAGUUCUACUUAAUUAUUUUGGUUAAUAAGAUGAUUUUACAAUUUUAUAAAAUGCACUUUAAUUAGAUCCUUUAUGUUCUUAUGAUUUUUAUGAGUAAUUUUUUGGUUAAUUCUUUAAGAGAUAAAUAAGUAAAUUAAAGGAAUCAGGUGAAUCCUUAGCUUACAUUUCAAAUUUAGCUGAUAUUUGGGAAUUUACUCAUAGAUUAGCUAAUGAUAUGACUAUUUCAUAAUUAAGUUAAGUCUAAUAUACACCAAGAAUAUUAUUAUUUCAAAAAAAUAAGGAUGCUGAUUGGAGAGAUGUAUAUUUUAAUGAUGAAUUAGAAUAAGGUUAAAUAAAAAAACUGUUUAGAAAGAUUAUGCCUAUAAGAUAAAAAUAUGGAAUCUAUUCAUUUAAUCAUAAAUCAUUAUAAGAAUUUUUGGUAGCAAAAUGGUUGAUCAAUUCAUUAGAUUAAUUUAAUUAAGAUUUAUAUCCUAAAAAAGUUUAAGAUUUUACUGUAAAAUAGAUAAAAGAUUUGAAUACAUAACUUGAUGACUUAUGUGUUCAUAAUUUAUCAAAAGAUUAUAUGAAUGGUAUUGUUAAAUUUAUGAUUGAGAAAUUAAGUAAUAAUUAAUUCUUGUAAUAAAAACUAUUUGAGAUUAUUAAUCUCUCUAAAAUUAUCAGUCUCUCUACAAUUAUUCCAAAAAAAGAUUUUAUAGGGGAAGAUGAUAAAUUAAAAAUGAGUUAGAGUAUUAAAAUUAAACGAUCAUAAACUCAAGUAUUUGCUUCAUAAAAUAUUUAAGAAAAUUUAUAUUCAGUAGAAGAAAAUGCAUAAAGAAUUAUUUAAGCUAGUUCAAACAGUUUAUAUCUUCUUCAUAAAUUGAAAUAUUAAUUUUAAUAAGAUCUUUCGGAUAUAGUUAUUAAUGAUGUUGAAUUAAUAGAUGCUAAUCUUGUUAAUGUUAAAUUGUCUAAAUCUAAUUUCAGUAAAGUCAAUAUUUCAUAAUGUAAUUUUAAUUUUGCAGAUCUUAGUAAUGUUAAAUGGAAUUAGAUAUUAAUUGAUGAACUACCAAGUUUUUAAGUUGAGCAUGAAGAUGAUGACUAUAAAGAACUUGAUGUGAACAAGCUAUGUUUUUUCCAUUACUAUAAACCAUAAGAAUAAAUAGUAUUAAUGAUUAAAAUUUCUCCCAAAAAGUAGAAUCAAGAUAAAAACUUGAUUCUAUGGUAUGAUUAUAAAAAUUAAACUUUAAAUAAAAACAACGAUCAAGAUGAAAUUUUUAAUCCCAAUUUAAAUUAAAUGUUUGUUUCUAAAAAUUAAUAGAAAUAUGCAUUUUUUUAUCAAAAUUCAAAAAAUUUUAUUCAAAUCAAAAAUUCUAAAAUUGAAUUAGAUCCUAAAUUUAUUUGUUAAAUAGCGAAUUUUACAAAUAAAGAUGAUGAAUUACUUGUUGUAUCAGACUAAAAUUAGAUAAAGAGAAUCAAAAUAGAUUCAAAUGACAAAGAUAACCUUAUAAUUGAUAAUCAAAAUAUAAUCUAAAAUACAGCGCCUGACGAGAUAAAUUAAAUUGCAAGCAAUUAGAUUUAUUUUAUUUUUCUAUCAAAGGAAAAGGUUUUUUUUGUUAAAAAUGAAAGAAUUUAUAAAUUCUACUACAAAUGCUCACAUAAUAAAUGUGAAGAAAUUCGAAAACAAAAUCGCUUUUCUGAAUGUCUAGAAAUAGUUAAAUAUACACUUAUCGAAGUUAGUUAGAAUUAAAAUAUUUUAGUAUUAGGGUUUCUUGCUAAAUUUAAUAAAUGUUAAUUUUUACUUAUAGAGGAAUUAUAAGUUGAAGAAGAAAAAAAUUUGAUUACAAAUGGCAAAUUUAAACUAUUUGAAUUAAAGGGGGAAGAACUCAAAGUUUAAUUUGUUGAUGAUGACAAAUAUAUCGUAACAUUUUCUACUUAUAAUAACGUAACAACUAUGAGCUUAUGGAAUUACAAAGAGAAAUAAUUAUUGUCUUUUAAUUUGUUAGAUGAUCGAAUUAAAUCAAUUACUAAAAUAACUGAAUUAUUAAUUGCAACUAUUAGUGUUUAAUAGAAAAAAAUUUAGAUUUGGGAUUUACAAGUUUUACUCAAAUAAUAAAACUCAAGUUCUUUAUCAACAAUUACAUCCUGUAUUUUUUCAAACAAUAAAAAUAUUAUUUCAGGAGAUAACAAUGGAAUUAUUUAAAUUUGGGAUACUGAAAAAGGAAUGAAAAUCGGAAAGGAUUUAUAACAUAAUAAUGCAUCUGUAACAGCACUAAGAACAUUUACAAGAAAAAUUUAUAAAAAAACCCAAUAAAUUUUAUUAUCAGGAGAUUCAAAGGGUUAUAUCAAUGAAUGGGAUAUAAUAAAAUAAUAAUUCCUUCAAUCAAUAAAUAUUAUUAGUCCUAUUAAAUCUUUAGAAAUUAUAAAAAACAGUGAAGAUAAUAUUCAGUUAUUUACACAUAGUUAGUAGAAUCAUUAUUUAUAAUUAUGGUCUAAAGAUUAUCAAUCUUAUUAAUUAUUUUCUAAAUCGGACAAAGAUUAAAAAAACUUACAUUAAAUUGAACAAACAAAUAUAACCUCUACAAUAAUUUUUUUAAAGGAUAAAUAAAUUUCACCUAAAAAAUGUGAUGGUCUUUAAGCUUCUAUAAAUUGUACUGCAUUUACUAUCGGGAAAUAUACAAAUGAUUUAUAUUUUGCAGGGUAUAAAUUAUAAUAAAAUAUGGAAUCUUAAAGUUACAAUAAUCUAUUUAUUAAUGUAUAUAGAGAAGAAUUUGACUAAUAAACAUCUAAAUUUCAAGUUAAGUUUAGAGGAACUAUUCAAUUGAAUGAUAAUUAAUCUGAUAAAGUUACUUCAAUUAUUAAAGAGAUUAAUUCAUAAAGAUUAUUUGCAAUUACUGAGUAAUCUGUAUAUAUCAUUAAAAUCUAAAAUUUAACUAUUGAGAAAAGAUUUUAUUACGAUAAGAUUGGUAAAAUAUUAGAUAUAUAAAUUGAUGAAGAUUUAUUAUUUAUUUGUGGAAAAAGUGUUGAAAUUUAAAAUAUUAGAACUGAAAAAUAAAUUCCAAUUAAUUAAUAAUAAAUAGAAGGAGAAUAAUUUUGUAAACUUGCUUAUUAUCGAUUUAAAAACAUAUUAUUUAUAGGUACAACUAGUGGUAAACUUAUAUUAUAUGAUUUAUUAUGUUGUAAUUCUAAAGUGCAUUAUUAAUACUAAAAAGAUGAAAUAAUAUACUUAUAGAUUCAUAAAAAAUAAGUAUAAACUGGCUAAGAAGAUGUUCUUGUAUCUGCAGGAAAGAAUUCCUUAAUACAUUUUUGGUCUCUAAGUGAUUAAGACUUAUAAUAAUUGAAAGUUCUUGAAUCUAAAAAUAUUUUGGAAAAUUAAGAAAUUAAUAGAUUAUGGUAUUUUGAUCAACAGAAUUUUAUAAUUUUUUAAAAUUAAAACGGUUUUUUCAUAGCAGAUUACAAUAACUUAAAAUAUUAUGCUAUUGCAAAAUAUCAUCCAUAAAUCUUAUGUGAUUAUAACUAUUCAUAAUAAGUAUUUUAUUAAUAUGAUGAUAAAACACCUAUUUUAACUAAAACUAGAGUUUUAUAAGAAGCUCAUAAAACUUAUUUUUAAGAAAAUAGUUCAUAUAAAGCUGAAUAUAUGCUGAGGGAUCAUAAAAAUAAUUAAAUUAUUACUUCUGAUGGAGAUGCAUAAAUCAUCUUUUGGAAAAUUGGUGGUGAUUAUGAGAUUUAUUAGAUAGAACCAUUUAAAAUUAAAAAACCAUAAUAGGUUUCUAUUAGUUUAUCUGAAAAUGAUUAAAAACUAAUUUGUGGUUGUUAUUGUUAAGAAGAUGAAUAAUUUUAAUUUUCUUUAAUAUCUCUUGAAAGUCAUAAAACAGACCUAAUAAAUUUGAAUAACGAAAGCUAAGAUUUAUUACAAGGUAAUAAACUUAUUUAAUUGUAAUUAUUACAUCCAAAUUUAUUAUUGAUUUUAACAGAUAAUAAUAUAAACAUUUGCUUUAUAGAUAAAGAAUAAAUUUUAUAGUAAAUUAAAGAUCCCUCAGGUAAAUCUAAAGGACUAGCUGUGCUUUAAAAUGAAGUAUAAAAUAAAGAAUAAAAUAAAGAAUAAAAAGAAGUAUUUAUAACGUAUGGAGAAUUUAAUUAACUUACUUACUAUCAAUCAUUUGGUGAAAAUGAUUAAUUUGCCUCCAAAUUUAGAUUCGGUUCAGCUAUGAAAAAAUUUUCUUGUGAAUAUGCAAAUAUCAAAAAUUCUUAAUUUACGUCAAAACAUGGAAUUAAUUUAAAAAAAAUUUUUGAACAAAAAAACAAUUUUUAUUGA
Messenger RNA from Paramecium sonneborni, 9324 nucleotides. The record is from the annotation of a GenBank genome assembly. NCBI's taxonomy places the organism in Eukaryota, Ciliophora, Oligohymenophorea, Peniculida, Parameciidae.